AGAUUAAUCGAACACACCCCUCCUGGACACCCGGACUUUCCAUUGCUGAAGGAGGCAGAGAAAGUGAUGCAUGACUUUGCCAUCAAACUUGGUACAGUCAACGAAAGCCAACACGAGGAGGAUCAACAAGCCACGCUAAAGAGGCUGGAACUCUUACUAAUUACUGAUCUGGCUGUGCCAGAUAGACAGUACAUAAGGCAUGACAUGGUUCAAAUAAUGAGUAAAAAAGACCAGUGGUGUAUAUGGACUUUCUCUGAUCUCAUUAUUAUAAGUAGUCUCAAGAGGCGGAGUGGGCCUGUCACACGCAAAUCCAUUAUCUUAAAAUCCACUACUGGCCAAGAUUUUACAGAAAAUAUUAAACAUAAAGUAUGGCUGAAAGUUGGCCUAGAUGCUGUAGAAAUUGUUAAAAGUCCCACAAACCUGUCCCGGAGGAACUUAGUGGACCCUGAACAGCUGGAGGAGGACAUUGGUUUUUUGAAUGAAAUCAGUGAUCUCACUAAUCGCCUUAAUUGCCCUCAUUCUAGUCUUGAAGAAAUUGUCAAAGAUAUGUUAUCAACACUAAAUAAGCAACUAUCAGAAGCCAUGUUGCGCAAUCCAACUGCCGAGUCUAAUAAAGUGGAUAUUCUAGUCACAACACAAGAAGCUAUUUACCCAUUAGAAAUUAUGUUCAGCUCUGGAGAAAAGAGGAUAGCCUGGGAGGCUGCAGUCAGUGAAGCUAAACAGAAACUAGCUCAGAUGUUUGAUAAGAGAGCUCCAGAAUUUUUGACACCAUUACCCAUCACAAAGACGAGAGCAGGAAUGCAGUUUUCCUGUGCAGCUCCAAUUGAUGGGGUGAACAACUCAGGUUAUCGUGAGGUGUGGGUAUGUAAUAGUGAUGGAUACGUGGGGCACAUGUGUCUCCUAAGCUUACAGCCAGAGCCAAUCGUCACCCUCAACACUCCCGUCCCCGGCUGUAAUGCCAGAAUUCUCUGUAUCUGUGCUGUCCCAGCAUACAGUGGGAACUUUCGCAGGAAAAGCAGUGGUAAGAGGCACCAGCACCCUGUGAUUUCUCAACACCCUGUGAUAGCAAGUGUGUCCGAGGACAGUCCUCAAAUCAGUAUUGAUGAUACAGAGGAGGGCACUGAGGAUGGGACAGAGGAGGAGGAAGAGGAGAAGUCCAUUGAGGACAAGUCCGAUUCUGAAUCCGAGUCCAGUGAUGAGGAGACAGAGACUCCCUUCCCUAGUAUGAAUGAAAACAAUGAGGACCCUAUGUCUGUUGAUGAUGAGGAAGGGAAAAUCCCACCUCCUGCAGACCUGCCUGCUCCUACCCCUGAUCCAGUUUCUCCUAAUCCAGAUCCAGUUAGCAGUAAUCCUGAUCCUAUAAUUGCUGGUAGCUGGAUUCAGGACUCACUUAAAAGCACCAUGUGGUUGGGAACAGAGGAUGGAUGCAUCCAUGUAUUCCAAUGUACAGAUAAUAUUAAAACAACAAAGAAUAAAUUAAAAAUACAUCAUGAAUCACCCGUUUAUUGUAUAGUAUAUUUAGACAACAAGGUAUUUGCUUCCUUAGCUAAUGGAGAUUUAAUAGUGUAUAAAAGAGAUAGUGAGGGAAUAUGGGAUGCAGAGAAUCCAUAUACCAGAAGUAUUGGGACGGCCCAGAGUCCUAUAAAUAAGAUGUUAGCUGUUGCUGGUAAAUUGUGGUGUGGCUGUCAAAAUGUUAUGAAGGUCAUCAACCCCCUUACAUUAAGUACAGAGACUUCUUUCCAAGCGACAUCAGAUUCGGAGCGCUGUAUCCAGUGUUUAGUGUGUUCAGGACAGGGAGUAUGGAUGGCCACUCAACAGAGCUCCAAACUCCUCCUGUACCACGCCACUUCCUAUGAAUUCCUUCUUGAAGUUAGUAUAGCCCAAGCAGUGGCCCAGAAACUUCAAUCUGCUGAUGACAUAAUACGCCAACAUAAAGCUGCCUGUUUACGGAUCACAGCCCUGAUGGUCUGUAAGGACCUGUUGUGGGUGGGGACGAGUGCUGGAGUGAUACUGACUAUCACAAUGCCUCGUAUCACAUCCACAACAACUAGGGGGUCAAUCCCGGCCCCCACUGUUACAGGGUUAGUCAACGGUCAUACAGGGCAUGUGAGAUUUUUAACGUGUGUAGAAAUGACAGUUACUCCUCCUACUGUUAAAGUGGAAGGCGGGGAGGAAGAAGACGGUAUUAGUGAAAACUUAGCGUUACAUGGAAUACACAGACGUUCAUCCAUGGCAGCUACGACUACACUGGCUUCGCGAAUGUUAGUGAUCAGUGGAGGUGAUGGGUAUGAGGACUUCAGAAAUAAUGCGGCCAAUGAGUCAGCGGGCCGCGACGAUAGCACGAAUCAUCUACUGAUCUGGCAAGUGUGACCAAGUCAGAAGUAGCUGCUGAUGUUUGAAUUAUUGUGUACUGUGAUUGGAUGUUACCAUGGUUACUGUGAUCUGUCAUUUGUACAAAGUGAUUUGAAUAUAUACAUAUGUAUAUAGAGUAUGUGAGAGUUUUUGCAGAGAAAAUGUAAGGUACAUUGUAUUAAUAUAUGCAUUUGGAUGUAUUUAGUGCAGUGUGAAAAUUCAAAAAUAUGACUGAUUUACAGCAAUAUAAAACAUGAUUCAGUUUCACCAUUGUAAUUUAAUGUCUUUUAUAUGAGGACAGUAUUUUGAGGAAGUGCCUACAGAAUUUAUCCAAAUUUUUAAUAUAAUUAUGUACAUUAAACAUACAAGUCAUUUGUUGGUGCUAUUUAGAGAUUUACAGUCUUUUGACUGUGAGUUUGAAAUCAGAGUUUUAAUGUUAUACUAACAAUCCAUCCACUUUGCAGUACAUUAAGGAUUUAACUACCCUAGUAGGAUUUAAUAGAGAUUGAUGUUACUUGUUUAAAAUCUACAGUUAUAAAUCUAGUUGUUAUCUUUUUUAAAUAUUUAUGAGUAAGUCCCCAACUACAGGUAGUAUUCAAAAUGGCAAGUUUUUACAGUAUAUUUCAUUUUGUGAGUUUCAGUAUUAAAUAAAUGUGACAUGAAGAUGCUAGUAAUAUGUUCUGGAGAGAUUUUUUUUGGGUCGGGGGAUUUUGAAAGAUCUUUUGCAUAAACUUUUAUGAUUUGUAUUUAUUUUUGGUUUAACAGGACAGAAAUCUGUCAUUUUAUUUUCAUAUUAAAGAAGAUGAAAUUUUAAAACAAAUUACUUUUAUGAACAAGAAAUAUUUUUAAAUACAUAUGCCAUCAUGCAUUCAUAUGAAGUGGUAACCAUACUCUCAAAUGCAUUGAAAAGUACAGAAUUGGCUAAAUUCAACUCUGGAAAUAAGAUUGCUUUGAAAAUAAUUAUUGAUGAUGGUAUUUCUGAGGAAAAAAAUGUAAUGAUUAAAAGUUUUACUUAAAAAAUGCUUGGUGCUAUUUCUGUCUGUAAAAGAUCUACUAUGUAUUCUUUUUUAAAUAAUAUUAAUAUCGUAUCAGUGCUGGUUUUGUUUUAUUUUUUUUAUUUGACCAAGGUAAAACAUAUAACUGUUCAAUUAUAUUAUGACUGUAGCCUCAAAACUGUGUGCCAGUUCAUGUCUUAUAUUUACUGAAGUUUACAGUCCCCUUUUAUGCAGCAUAAUAAUUCUGUUAAUGUUUAACUUACAAAUGACAGGUUAAUAUUUGUAAUAUUAUAAGGUGAUGAUGCAGACAUAUUUAAUACUUUGAUAGCAAUAAUUUGCUAAAAAACUAUGCAUUUCUUGUGUGUGCCUGACAUUUUUCGUAUCUUUAAAAAUUAAUAAGUUAUUUUAUUUGUUAAAAAUUAGUCCAUCACAAACAAUGAACUGAAGAAUAGAAAAUAAUAAUGCCACAAAACACUGUGAUAGAAUUGAGAUAUUAAUGUUCAAAUUUUAAUUGAAUUUCAAUAAUAUUUGUUGAAAUCAAACUGUGACUGUUCCUUUUUUUGUAUUCUUCCAAGUUCAGAUUAUUUUAAUAUUUUAAAAACAGAAAGCAUGUUCACAUGUUAUUUAAUAUUUUGAAUUGUUACUUGCUUUACCAAAGACUUCAAAGGUAUGAGGUACCUUUGUGAACUCUACUGUAAGCAUUUCUGAUUCAGUAUAUGAAUGUAUGAGUGGUUUUUUUUUUUAAAAUUCAUUUAUUUCACCCUGUUAUGUAUGAAAUAUACAAGAUGUAGAUCUUUGUUUAAACAUAUGAUGAAGAGUGUUAUUUCAGUUGGCUUUUAUUUAUAUCUGAUAAAAAUAACAAUACAUGUUUGUAUGUAUGUUUGUAAUAUAAUUUUUAAAAUGCUUUACAAGUUAUAAUAAUUUAAUUUUUAUGAAAGUUUGCUGCCAAAGACAAAUUUUAGAUUUCCUAUUAUCACUGUGGUCAGUGUUUACUUAGAUCUGAAAAGUUGGGAAAAAACUUUAUAAUAAAAUCCUAUUAAAUGA
Saccostrea echinata is the source of this 4391-nucleotide messenger RNA. Its product is annotated as rho guanine nucleotide exchange factor 17-like. Gene Ontology annotation, biological process: actin cytoskeleton organization. The record is from RefSeq and is a predicted model, not a curated record. The coding region runs from base 67 to 2370 and encodes 767 amino acids. Gene Ontology annotation, molecular function: guanyl-nucleotide exchange factor activity; protein binding. The transcript has 17 exons. Lineage: Eukaryota; Metazoa; Mollusca; Bivalvia; Ostreida; Ostreidae.